AUGGUACAAUUCUGGACGUCAAUUAUCUCCUUACUUUCUGCUCUACCUCUAGCGUUCGCGGCAUUCGGGGUAACCACGUCAGGAAGUAAUCUUGUCGUAGACUCGGGCGCUGGUCUUGUUACGACAAUCAACACGGCAAACGGCGAUAUCACUUCUCUAAAAUUCAAUUCGAUACAGUUGCAAGAUUCGUCCAAGUUUACGCAACUUAGCUCUGGACUUGGAUCUGCUACUGUCACAUCGUCUGUGGCGAAUAACAUUGCAGUGGUUACUAUCAAAACGAGCACUAUUACGCAUUAUUACAUCGUCCGCUCUGGGGUCAACACUCUUUACAUUGGAACAUAUGCCUCUGCUGAGCCCUCAGUUGGAGAGUUGCGCUUCAUUGCUCGUCUUUCCAAGUCCACUCUUCCCAACGGACCCACUCAUUCUGAGGUGAAUGGCGGCACGGCGAUCGAAGGUUCCGAUGUCUUUUCAUUGGACGGUGAAACCAGAUCCAAAUUUUAUUCCAGUGUGAGAUUCAUUGAAGACACUGUCCACGGAGUUACAGGUUCGAGUGUAGGUGCCUAUAUCAUUAUUCCUGGAACUGGAUAUGAGACAUCCUCUGGCGGCCCUUUCUUCCGUGAUAUCGACAAUCAAGGAACUGCUCAGCAGGAAGUAUACUUCUACAUGAAUAGCAACCACGAACAAACGGAAACCUAUCGCACCGGAUUCUUUGGGCCUUAUGCCUUAGCAAUUACCACUGGAACGGCCCCCUCUGGUAGUUUAGACACAUCAUUCAUGGAUUCCUUGGGCCUGCAAGGCUACGUUGCAGCCUCAGGGCGUGGAGCAGUCUCAGGUUCUUACUCUGGCACUCUAUCCGGUGUCGCUGUUACCAUUGGGUUUAAGAAUAGCGCUGCACAGUACUGGGCAUCUGGGUCAGGUGGAUCGUUCGCCAGUCCAAAGAUGAAGCCAGGAACAUACACAGUAACACUCUACCAAGGAGAACUUGAAGCUGGUACCGGUAGUGUUACUAUUUCCGCAGGAAAGAUAUCUUCUCUGACCCUCACCUCAAGUUUAAGCACACCCUCAACAAUUUGGAGCAUCGGUACCGUCGACGGGACCCCUUCAGGAUUCCUGAAUGCUGAUAAGAUCGAGACGAUGCACCCAUCGGACUCGCGGAUGAGUUCGUGGGGCCCCGUAACAUUCACAAUCGGGAGCUCCUCCACAUCUUCUUUCCCAAUGGCACAAUUCAAAGACGUUAACAGUCCAACGACAAUCAAGUGGACAGCCACUUCGUCUCAAAUUGGUGCUAGAACCCUGCGUAUCAGGACCACGGAGGCAUUCGCAGGCGGACGUCCUCAAAUUAUGGUCAACUCUUGGACAUCUUCCGCUCCUGCUGCACCGACCGCUGUCGACUCCCGUGGCGUCACUCGUGGUACCUGGCGUGGUCUCAAUCAAGUGUACGACUUCGCCAUCCCAAGUGGCACCCUUGUUGCUGGUUCAAACACAAUUCAGAUCAAUGUUAUUUCAGGGAGCAGUGGGGAUGAUUUCUUGAGUCCGAACGUUGUCUUCGAUUCUGUUGAACUGUUCUAGUACUGAAUCUGGUCGAUCCUCGAUGUCACACCUGUGAUCGCCGCGUUUGAGCCCAAUUUCUUGAGGCUUCAACGAUCUCCGGACUGAAGCAUGGGACGCAAUGCAUAUUAUCUGGGCUCAAGCGCAUCAAAAUAUAUCUU
Heterobasidion irregulare TC 32-1 is the source of this 1709-nucleotide messenger RNA. Its product is annotated as polysaccharide lyase family 4 protein. Gene Ontology annotation, molecular function: carbon-oxygen lyase activity, acting on polysaccharides; carbohydrate binding. Gene Ontology annotation, biological process: pectin catabolic process. The coding region runs from base 1 to 1569 and encodes 522 amino acids. The record is from RefSeq and is a predicted model, not a curated record. Lineage: Eukaryota; Fungi; Basidiomycota; Agaricomycetes; Russulales; Bondarzewiaceae. The transcript has 13 exons.